AUGACAGAUCAUACGAUUCGACAUAUAGCUACUGUAUUUCCAGUAGAUGCUGAAGCCUUAAAGCCACAAUCAAAGUUAAGUCAGCGACGUGAUAUUAUUAGAGAAUUUAGUUUAAACACAUCGGCUCAUGGUAUUCCCGGUAUUGCUCGUAGUCAAAGUCCUCAUAAUCGUAUCUUUUGGUUUGUUUCGUUUAUUGCUUUUACCGGUAUUAUGUGCUAUUUCAUUGUUACAGCACUUCUUGCUUAUUAUAGUUAUCCUACUGAGACUUCAAUAAAUGCUGUUGAUGAAUGGCCACAACCUUUCCCAGCAGUAACUAUUUGUAAUUAUUCUCCAUUUCGUUAUGAUACGCUAAUUGAACCCUUUUUAAACUAUACAAAUGCACUUAAUUUAACUAAUACAACUAAUACAAAUACAUUUUCUAAACAACAAGCAUUAUACGUUUCUGAUUUUGCUCAAUAUCUUUUGAAUCAAAAUGAAUCUUUAAAGAAGUUCUAUUAUCCACUUGAAUCAAUGCUUAUCAGAUGUAUUUAUAAUGAUGUCAACUGUACAGCAGCGGAUUUUGUUGAAUUUAUAUCUCCAGUAUAUGGUCUAUGUCACACAUUCAAUGCAGAAGCACCACAUAUUAAUAAUGGUCAAUUACAUUAUAACAACGAAAAUGGAUUUAGUGGUAGUCUACAAUUAGAUCUUUAUAUACAUAGUCAUAUGUAUGUUCCACAUCUAUCUGAUGCUGUAAGUAUAGUAACAAUGGUUCAUGACAACCAAAAAUUACCUAUUAUUGAAAAAUUUGGUGCUCAACUGAUACCAGGACGAAAACAUAAAUUAGGUUAUAGUAAAAAGAGAACCACUUUCUUACCAUCACCUUAUACAACAUGUAGUGAUACAGUUACUCCUGGAAUGCGCGCUAUGUACGAUCAAUUUUCAGGUGCAGAUUAUGACUAUACAAUCGAAAUAUGUUUCAGAGUCGCUCUUCAGACUUAUACAUAUGAAGUAUGUGGUUGUGUCGAUCCAUCCCAAUGGGCAGCUCGUUAUGUGCUUCCUCUUGACACUACAACUGUCAUUCAUGCACCUCUUUGUAAUGUAUCUGAUCGUUGUUAUUAUAAUGCAGCAGAUAAAUUUCAGAAUUCAAAAGCUAUUUCUUACAAAUAUGGUGCAACUUGUGGUCUAGAUUGUUCUAUCAUUGAAUUUAUACUUAAAAUAUCUUCUAGUUUAGCACCAAUGCAAUGGAAUAUAGACGAUAUAAAAACAUUUGUAGAAUCAUCUUCAAUUCCUUUACCUCUUAACUGGUCGACAACAUGGUCAAGUGAGAUUCAAACAAAUUAUGUUGGUAUUAAUGUUAUAUGUGAAACAACUCGAGUCGAAAAUAAUAUACAACAAGCGGCAUUAAGUCCUGUUGAUGUUAUAUCAAAUAUUGGUGGUCAAACAGGUCUUUGGAUUGGUAUCAGUUUUCUUUCAUUGAUGGAAGUUGCUGAAAUGUUUUAUCGACUUAUUCGACAUCAAUUUCAUCGAAUUCGAGAAAAACUAUGUCAAAGAACAGUGAACACAGACAUAAAAAUAUAA
This is a messenger RNA of Adineta steineri, 1557 nucleotides long. The record is from the annotation of a GenBank genome assembly. NCBI's taxonomy places the organism in Eukaryota, Metazoa, Rotifera, Eurotatoria, Adinetida, Adinetidae.